CCCGCUGACGUGGGGCGUUCAGGUACUCCCCUCGUUUACAACAUACGAAGACACAAAAUGGAGGUGACACUACCUGGCUGAGGAAAAGUACAGUUGCGGUCGAUAUUAUGCGAAACCUGAAGUUUAUGAUAGUGUGUUUGAUAAAUUAAUAAUAGUUACGUCGACUGAGACGCCGAAAAAAGAGGAUUAAAAAUGUUUUGGACGUUAAUAAUCGCCGCUUUAAUGGCAACAGAGUCCACCAUGGCCGUCUCGGUCCAGUGCCCUACCAAGAGGUACAUUGUCAUCCUCUUCCAGCCCGUCACCCUCACCUGUAACUACCAGACAACUGCCACUCAGCCCCCUGUUGUCACAUGGAGGUACAAAUCGUAUUGCCGGGAUCCCAUCCAGGCUGCGCUGAAUCCCAGCAGCGCUGAGAACAUCCUGUCCCAGAACAACCCCAACUACGACCCCAACAUCGAGUGUGCCGACAGCCAGAGGACGGUGCGCAUAGUUGCCUCCAAGCAAGGCAAUGCGGUUACCCUCGGCAAGGAGUACCAGGGCCGCAAGAUCAGCAUCCUAAACAAUGCCGACCUGAACAUCGCACAGACAGCAUGGGGCGACAGUGGCGUUUAUGUGUGCUCGGUGAUUUCCUCCCAGGACCUCUCUGGUAAUGGAGAAGACUACACAGAGCUCAUCGUACUAGAGAGAAAGUCAAAUACUACUGACCUCCUGCCUGGCAUUGACUUACUGGUUAUGGAAGACUGGCUCCUGGUUGUUUUGGUGGUCUUGGGCUUCCUGUUGCUGCUGAUCCUGAUAGGAAUCUGUUGGUGUCAGUGCUGUCCACAUACCUGCUGCUGCUACGUCAGCUGCCCCUGCUGCCCCGACCGCUGCUGCUGCCCACGAGCAUUGUACGAGGCAGGAAAAGCAGUGAAGAAAGGUCUGCCCAGCCAGUAUGCCCCCACCCUCUAUGCUCCCAGUAUGUAUGCUCAGCCAGCAUAUACUGGCCAACUAAUGAACCAGCCUGCUGUACCCAUGCUUCCUCUGCCCAAUGGAGUUGGACCCCCACCUCAGAACGGUUACAGUCGUGAAUAUGAUGGUGCCAGCUCAGUUGGACAGGGCUCCCAGGUGCCUUUGCUGCAUGACCAAGACGGUGGAGGGGACAACACUCGCAGUGGGUAUCGUAUCCAGGUGGACCCUGAUGGGAACGCCACACGUGCCAUUUACUAUAUGGAGAGGGAACUGGCCAAAUUAGACCCAUCAAGACCUGGCAACUACAACCGCUUGGACAAUAUGAGCGAAGUCAGUUCCCUGCACGACAGCCUUGAGCCUCGGGCCCGCGGGGGUCGUUCCCAGCCACCACCUUUGGCCACGGUCUAUGACCAGGAUGAAGCUAUGAGCACCAUCAGCAGUGUUUCGCAGCAGGGCCGCCGUCGUGAUGACUACCCCCGCCGUGGCGGAGGCUACGUAGGGGAUCGUGUUCGCGCUCGCUCCAUGGACAACCUUGACGACAUCGGACGCCGUUAUGACCGAGACAACUACCCACCUCAACGGCGCCCAGAUGAGCCCAGAGGAAGGAGAGGCUCGGAUGAUGAGUGGAGCAGCAGCGCCCGCAGUGGCCACAGCCGCGACUUUGACGACCGCCGGCGUCGUGACUACUCCCCAGACGAUCGUCGAAGAGGAGAGGGAGGAGCCUACGGCGGCCUUCAAGGCAGACGCAGCCGCAGCCGUGAUGAUCUGAUGGACCUGGAGAGGGAUCGCCGGUAUGCCGGCGCUCCCAGGGGCGGGCGAGAUGAUUACGAUGACAGCUUCUUGCGAGAGGCAAUGGAGAGGAAGAGGAUGGGCGAGCAGCAGCGAGCACGCAGCCGGGAGCGUCUGGACAGCGAGAGUGACCGCUCAGAUCGGGGGAGGGCACCUCGUGGAGCUCCACCUCUUCCUCAGAUCCCACCCUCUGGCUACCCAGGGCGCCGUGAUGAUUACCCACCUCCUCCACCUCCACCUUACAGUGAAGAUGAAAGUGUGUCAUCUUCAAAGAAAAGCAACCUCCGUAAGAAUGGAGCUGUGAGUCGGGAGAGCCUGGUUGUGUAACCGUGACGUGAGCAACCUGUCCAAUACUUCAGCUUUGAUCCAUCUCAAAAAAGGACCAGUUGAUUUCUAAGACUGUAAAUAUUAGUCACACUGCUCAUGUCCUGUGCUGAUUUUAAUGUUGCAAAAUUUAUGGUAAACGUACAAAUUGAUGCUGAAUGUGUAUGUAUACUUUUCUUACAGGGAAGACGUGCACAGAUGAAUUUUUCUGUGCCUUUUUAUGUAUAAAAGAUUGUGGCUGCCACAAGUGCCUUAGAGUGUACAGAAUUUUACAUGACUUUACAUUUGAAAGUCAAGUGGAUGCAUAAUUCUGUGUAAACGUUUUUAAUCUUAACACGUAAACAUGUUGGGAUUGGUUUCGACUUUGGCAGUGCUUUUAAUGUUCAGUUUCACGUAGCUGAUAGAGAUACAGAUUUAGAAUUGUAGGGGUUUAUGGGUUUUUGUGUUUGUUAUGUGUUGUUUUGCUCUGCUCUUUUUGUUUGUUUUUAUAAAAAAAGAAAAACCCUGUAGCGUUUAGUUGUGUUGGAGUGUUUAGAAACCUGGUGAACAAAAUAGUCUCAGUGAAAAUGUGUUUUUGAGUACUUACAUUUUAUUUUUGUUCUUUUUUUAAACACAGAAUUUAAGUUUUAACCUUCAGUAUAUUGUACAGCCAAGCAGUAGUAUGCUCGUAAUAUGCAAAUAUUAAUUGUGAUGUGAUGAAACCUAAUUUUACAAUAAAGGUCUCCAUGACCAGGCCA
Messenger RNA from Lates calcarifer (barramundi perch), 2798 nucleotides. RefSeq names its product lipolysis stimulated lipoprotein receptor (gene lsr). Gene Ontology annotation, biological process: establishment of blood-brain barrier; tricellular tight junction assembly. The record is from RefSeq and is a predicted model, not a curated record. The coding region runs from base 193 to 2064 and encodes 623 amino acids. Gene Ontology annotation, cellular component: plasma membrane; tricellular tight junction. The transcript has 11 exons. NCBI's taxonomy places the organism in Eukaryota, Metazoa, Chordata, Actinopteri, Centropomidae.